This is a messenger RNA of Mesitornis unicolor (brown roatelo), 2673 nucleotides long. RefSeq names its product Rho GTPase activating protein 20 (gene ARHGAP20). Gene Ontology annotation, biological process: signal transduction; regulation of Rho protein signal transduction. The coding region runs from base 1 to 2673 and encodes 890 amino acids. The transcript is spliced from 14 exons. NCBI's taxonomy places the organism in Eukaryota, Metazoa, Chordata, Aves, Mesitornithiformes, Mesitornithidae. Gene Ontology annotation, molecular function: GTPase activator activity. The record is from RefSeq and is a predicted model, not a curated record.
AUGAAGAGUUUGGCCCAAAGACGCCAGUCUGCACCAUCUUUGAUCUUUGUCAAAGCACUUAACAGGUCUCGGUCGGUCUCAAGGGAAGGCUGCUUCUCCCCCAUCAGCCCGGAGGCAUGUCCCCUUGUGCAGUCCUUCAUAUGCCACAACCGAACGUUCAUCCUGGAUGGCCACGUGCAGCUGAAGACAGGUCUGCAAACCCAGGAGCGACACCUUUUCCUCUUCACAGACCUUCUGGUUGUUGCCAAGUCCAAGUCGCACUCUCAUUUCAAACUCAAGUGCCAAGCGCGUCUCUGUGAGAUGUGGACAGCAUUUUGUACAGAAGAAGUCUGUGAAGGCAGCACAGACCCAGAGAAGUCCUUCGUUUUGGGCUGGCCCACCACAAACUGUGUGGCAAAUUUCAGGUCUGCGGAACAAAAGGAGACAUGGCUGUCUUUUUUGCAAAGUCGAAUAAGAGAAGAGAAGGAAAAAGACUAUCCUAAAAGCAUCCCUCUGAAGAUAAUUGCAAAGGAUGUGGGAACUUGUGCAUAUUCGAAAACCCUGAGUGUAACCAAUGUUGAUACAGCAAAUGAUGUCAUUCUCAUGGCCCUGCAGCAGCUGGGAAUUAACGGCUCUGAAAAAGACUACAAGCUGUGGGUGAUUUCAGGAAGAGAAGAUGCUCCUUACCCUCUUAUUGGGCACGAGUAUCCCUUUGGAAUUAAAAUGAGCCACAUCCGCGACGCUAUGCCCCACGGAUCAAAGCACUGUGCCUGCCCCAGGCAGCUUCAGGGGUCCUUCUUGACGGAGCAGCUACCCCAGGAGCUGCAGUGCCAGUUCGUGCUGAAGCCAAGCCGCCUGAACGUGUGCCAGCAGCUGAACGACUUAAGCCAAAAGUCAUUUAAAAGGAAAAGGUCUAUCAUAAAUUGGGCUUUUUGGCGUGGCCCAGGCACUCACUUGGACAACGCACCCCUCUCCUCAACAUCUGCUGCUCCUGGGAAGCUCUUUGGCCUUUUGCUAACAGCCAUCUGUGAGGAUGACAACCUGCCCAAACCCCUCUUGGACAUGCUUUCCCUCCUUUACCAAGAGGGCCCUUCCACCGAGGGCAUUUUCAGGCGCUCUGGAAGUGCAAAAACCUGCAAAGAGCUCAAGGAGAAGCUUGAUUCAGGUGCUGAAGUGGACCUGGCCUGUGAAUCCAUAUUUGUGACAGCAUCUUUGUUUAAGGAUUUUCUUCGCAACAUCCCAGGAAGCAUUUUGUCAUCCCAGCUCUGUGAUAAGUGGGUCUCUGUGAUGGAUCAAGGAAAUAAUGAAGAGAAGAUAAAAAGCAUCCAAAGGUUAAUAGAGCAACUCCCCAGAGCUAAUGUCGUUCUCUUACGUUACAUCUUUGGAGUCCUGCAUGGUAUAGAAAUGCGAUCUGAAGAGAAUCAGAUGAAUGCAUUUAAUUUGGCUAUCUGCAUUGCACCUAGCCUGCUCUGGCCUCCUGUUUCCUCCACUCCUGAUGUAGAAAGUGAAUUUACAAAAAAGAUUUCUAGUCUGGUCCAGUUCCUCACUGAGAAUUGCUGCAGGAUUUUUGGAGAGGAAAUUACCUCCCUCUUUGGAGAAAUACUGAUGACAUGUAAGAGAGAGAAUGGCUCAGAUGCUGCCUCCCUCCAUCUGAACGACUCUUCCUACGACAGCCUGGAAAAUGAGGCGAAUGACGAAGCCGACUCCUCUUCCAGUGACUGGAUUAAGAACCGAGAUCAGGAUAACAGGAGCAGGGAGUCUGUCUUCACGCUGAGCGACGGCGAUUCGGAGCAGACAGAGGUGGAUGAAAUCCAAAGUAAAGCCAAAUCGAAACAGUUGACAAUUUCUGUUGAUGUGCACCGUAAGUUUUCAUCCCAAGAGCGCUUGGAGGAUGAACCUCUUUGCUCCAGUGCACUGGGCUUCUCUUCAGCAGCUACCUCAGGCACUCUCAAAACCUUGAGGAGACACAGGCGCUCCUCUGAGCCAGCAAUUGGCCUCCUCGCCCCCAGCUUUGCCCGCACUGGUGAUGGUCAUGAGAAGGCGGCACGCAAAGCCAGCUGUGACGCUGUCCUGUCUCAUGAAGAUGAAGACUAUCUCCGUCAGCUUCGGUCACUGCAAAUGGAGGGGCAAAAGCUUAUAAAUCAGAGCUUGAUUAUAGGAAUUAGUGUUGGUAAAAGUGACAACACACACCGAAACGUUGAAAAGAAAGACUCUUCCCAUUGCCUCCUGCCUCCAGCGCCAGAGGGAUUAAAUAUUUGCUCAGGAUUUAGCUCUUCUAGCCUGUCUUCUCCUGCAACGUCUCCGUCUGUGUCGUCAAUGAGCUCUCUGGACAGUGCUUUCUCUCAGUUUUCAGACCAAUCUGUGUUUACCCCAACCGAAACUUCCUGCCCUUUCGACAGCACUUUUCAGUCGCUAAAGAAACACGAAGACGCUGCCGCUGAAGCAGCUGAUGACUUUUUGGUUAAACCCACCAGGGUGCCGCCAUCCCCACAGCCGACCGACGCUUUGGCUGAGGGGGGCUUGGUGGAGCCCAACAGCAGGCCGGCGCCCCCAAAACCUGCUGACAGAGUCAAGGGCUAUUUGAUUAAGCCUGAAAUCCAGCCAUUACCCCUGAAAGUCACAGGAAGAGACAGACUUCAUGAUCCGAGAUUGAAGAGGAGGUCUAGAAGAGCAUUACAGCAAUCCAAAGUUUGA